AUGCAGGUGAUGGAAGAUUCAUCAAUGGGGAGCACUGAAGAAUCCGGGACGCCGGUGAGAAAGGAGACAGUAUAUGACAAGGUGAAUCUAUUGGUUUCGAGCAAUGCGGUGGUGAUUUUUACGAUAAGUGAGUGCAGCAUGUGCCAUGUGGUGAAGCAGCUUCUCUUCGGCCUCGGAGUAGGGCCGACUAUAAUGGAACUUGAUCGUGAUGCCGGUGGCCGUGAUAUCCAUCGCCUGCUCUUCCAGCAGCAACCGGUUCCUGCUGUGUUUGUUGGAGGGAAGUUCUUGGGUGGGAUCGAGGCUGUCGUGGCUUGUCAUAUUAAUGGCACCCUUAUCCCUCUUCUCAAGGAAGCUGGUGCUCUAUGGCUUUGAAUGGA
Messenger RNA from Olea europaea var. sylvestris, 377 nucleotides. RefSeq names its product glutaredoxin-C9-like. The record is from RefSeq and is a predicted model, not a curated record. NCBI's taxonomy places the organism in Eukaryota, Viridiplantae, Streptophyta, Magnoliopsida, Lamiales, Oleaceae. The transcript has a single exon. The coding region runs from base 1 to 372 and encodes 123 amino acids.